Messenger RNA from Pelobates fuscus (common spadefoot toad), 2171 nucleotides. It is a transcript of the gene SEPTIN8, whose product is annotated as septin 8. Gene Ontology annotation, molecular function: GTPase activity; molecular adaptor activity; GTP binding. Bases 106 to 1389 code for a protein of 427 amino acids. Gene Ontology annotation, cellular component: cell division site; microtubule cytoskeleton; septin ring. NCBI's taxonomy places the organism in Eukaryota, Metazoa, Chordata, Amphibia, Anura, Pelobatidae. The record is from RefSeq and is a predicted model, not a curated record. Gene Ontology annotation, biological process: cytoskeleton-dependent cytokinesis; intracellular protein localization. The transcript has 10 exons.
UGGCCAUAUUGGAUCUCAUUGAGAUCUAGCAACAGGGAUUACAUCAAUUCAGUAGAAUACAGCUCAGGAGACGGCUGGGGAUUUGAAACAUUUAAGCAUUCCAUCAUGGCUGCCUGUGAUAUAGAGAGAGGAGGGGAUGAAGACAAACGCAUGCUCGCUUUGGGAGGCCACGUGGGGUUCGACAGCCUUCCAGAUCAGCUUGUUAGUAAAUCUGUAACCCAGGGGUUCUGCUUUAACAUCCUGUGCGUGGGUGAAACUGGCAUUGGAAAGUCAACACUCAUGAACACUCUCUUUAACACCACAUUUGAGACAGAUGAAGCUAGUCACUAUGAGAAUGGUGUUAACUUGAGACCACGUACAUAUGAACUCCAUGAGAGUAAUGUGCAUCUGAAGCUGACAAUAGUGGACACUGUAGGAUUUGGAGACCAAAUCAACAAAGAUGACAGUUACAGGUCAGUCGUUGAUUACAUUGAUACUCAGUUUGAGAAUUACCUCCAAGAAGAGCUCAAAAUCAGACGUUCCCUUUUUGACUACCAUGACACAAGGAUACACGUCUGUCUUUACUUCAUCACACCCACGGGUCACUCGCUGAAAUCUCUGGAUCUGGUUACAAUGAAGAAACUGGAUAGUAAGGUUAAUAUAAUUCCCAUAAUAGCUAAAGCUGACACAAUUUCCAAGAGUGAACUGCACAAGUUCAAAAUAAAAAUCAUGAGCGAGCUGGUCAGUAACGGCGUUCAGAUCUACCAGUUUCCAACGGAUGACGACGCUAUGGCUGAUGUCAACUCUACAAUGAAUGGACAUCUCCCAUUUGCAGUGGUCGGCAGUACAGAAGAGGUUAAAGUGGGCAAUAAACUAGUAAGGGCCAGACAGUAUCCAUGGGGUGUUGUGCAAGUUGAAAAUGAAUCCCACUGUGAUUUUAUAAAACUGCGAGAGAUGCUGCUCCGCGUAAACAUGGAGGACCUUCGAGAACAGACCCACACACGCCAUUAUGAGCUGUACAGAAGGUGUAAGCUGGAGGAGAUGGGUUUCAAAGACACAGAUCCUGACAGUCAGCCAUUCAGCCUUCAAGAGACCUAUGAAGCCAAAAGGAAAGAGUUCCUUGGUGACUUGCAGCGUAAAGAGGAAGAAAUGAGACAGAUGUUUGUGAACAAAGUCAAGGAGACAGAAGCUGAACUGAAAGAGAAGGAGAGAGAGUUACAAGAGAAGUUUGCCCAUCUGAAAAGGAUACAUCACGAUGAAAACAAAAAGGUGGAGGACAAGAGGAAGGAAUUGGAAGAAGAGAUGAAUGCCUUCAACAGACGGAAAGUUGCAAUGGAGACUUUGCAAUCACAGUCAUUCCAGGCGACUUCCCAGCAGCCUCUGAAGAAGGACAAAGACAGGAAAAAUUAAGACGCACAGGCUUGCAUGUCAAGAUUGGACUUACACGUUCAUGUCAUUUAAUUGCAUGGAUUCUGCCCAUGCCAUCCUUCUCUCCUAACAUUGUGAAUGGACCAAACCAUAAAGAAAACAUGGAAACUACAGAGUUUACAGAUUAACCAAUAAUUUUAAUAGGUGCAGAUAUGUAAUAUGAAUUGCGUUAAUUGUAGAAAAUUGGUGCUUUCUAAUUAUCUAUGCAAGACCAUUGUACAUUUAAAAACCUUACAACUGUUUCAAUUUGUUGAACAUAUCCAAAGCAGACCCAUCACUGUACUAAUUACAUAUAAAUUAAUCCGUGACAAUAAUAUUGUCAGGGUGUACGGAUUCCUUGUGUUUAUAAAUAUAUUUUUUUUUUCCUUUUUUCCUCUUUAUUUGGAAAUAUUUUUUAAUUAUCUAUAAUGCAUAUUUGGAGAAGUAAAAGUAUUUACAAAUGAAAUAAAUAUAUAAUGGUUGUGUGAGUGUAUGCUGCAAGGCCUGGCAAUAAUUCUAUUCAGUUGGUUAAAGGAGGACUGGACCCUAAAAAGAGAGAAAUAUAUAUAUUUACUUCUGUUGGAGCACUUAAAAAUCCAACUAAAGGGCUAAAAAGUUGAUAUAGAGAUUUUUUGUUUGUGUUUUUUUUUUUUUUUUUUUUUUUUAAACCUUGAACUGCUCUAAAAUUUUGCUGUAUUUUAUUUACACCUGUUUUAUGCCAUUUGCUAAUGGAACAUUGAAAUAUACUUUUAAUUUCGGAAAAUAAAUAUAUCCUCUUGAGUAAA